Carica papaya (papaya) is the source of this 414-nucleotide messenger RNA. RefSeq names its product dehydrin Xero 1-like. The record is from RefSeq and is a predicted model, not a curated record. Gene Ontology annotation, cellular component: cytosol. Gene Ontology annotation, biological process: response to abscisic acid; response to water deprivation; cold acclimation. Lineage: Eukaryota; Viridiplantae; Streptophyta; Magnoliopsida; Brassicales; Caricaceae.
AUGGCACAGUAUCAGAACCAAUACGGCGCCGUACCUACUCCGACGGCGGAAUCCACCAAUCUCCCAACGACCCAAACCGACGAGUACGGCAACCCAAUCGGAGGCACCAGCGGAACCCACAUGCAAACAACCGCUGGCCAUCACAAAGAGCACCACGGUCUCUCCGGCAUCUUUCAUCGCUCUGGAAGCUCAAGCUCUAGCUCCAGCUCGUCUGAGGAUGACGGGCAUGGAGGAAGGAGAAAGAAGAAGGGACUGAAAGAGAAGGUGAAGGAGAAGCUGCCGGGUAUGAGGCCCAAAGAUGAGCAGACUCCUGCGACGGCCACUACGACGCCGUAUGAUGCAGGUGUGGCGUCUCACCAGCCAAAGAAAGGAGUGAUGGAGAAAAUCAAGGAGAAGCUUACCAGGCAUCAUUAA